Scedosporium apiospermum is the source of this 2694-nucleotide messenger RNA. Its product is annotated as [RNA-polymerase]-subunit kinase. Gene Ontology annotation, molecular function: cyclin-dependent protein serine/threonine kinase activity; ATP binding; cyclin binding. NCBI's taxonomy places the organism in Eukaryota, Fungi, Ascomycota, Sordariomycetes, Microascales, Microascaceae. Gene Ontology annotation, cellular component: cyclin/CDK positive transcription elongation factor complex; nucleus. The record is from RefSeq and is a predicted model, not a curated record. The transcript has 5 exons. Bases 1 to 2694 code for a protein of 897 amino acids. Gene Ontology annotation, biological process: transcription elongation by RNA polymerase II; protein phosphorylation; positive regulation of transcription elongation by RNA polymerase II.
AUGAUCAUCGAGACGUCGAUUACCCUCGCCACGAUUCGUCUUUCCGAUCAGACUCCCGCAACCGCCAUCCUCGAAGAUCGCGCGACGACACGCCGUCACGAACGGACGAACAUUCACGCGAGCGAUCACGACGUUCAGACGCCCCCGGAGGAGGAGGCAACUCCAUCGGAGGCGCAGGCUCGAAACGCCACAGGAGUCGAAGCCCUCCAUCGGCAAACUCUCGACGGAAGAGAUCUCGACGGGCUGGCCGUAAUAAGAGACGGUCGAAACACUCUCCCGAAUUCGAGAGGCUCGAACUCCCGCGUCGAAAUCGAGAUAGGCAUCGGUCGCCGCGCCGGCGUGGUAGGUCGGUCUCGAGAGGAUCGGAAGAAGGAUAGUAGCCAACCGGCUGCUACGGGGGCCAACAGCGUCGAGGUCAGCAUGAGCUCUCGAGGCGGAGGAGGCAGUUUUCGGGGCGGGUACCCCUCGCAGCCGGGUCCGGGCCCGUUCCCGCAUAAAGGCCCAUUCGGCAAUGACCCCCGAACAAACUAUUCUCAAUCAUCGACGCCUAAUUCAUCAUACCACAACUCCCCGACGUCACAAUCCUCAUCCUAUGGUACUGGCCAGGCCCGCCCUGGCUGGAACGGCCAACAAUUCUCACCUUCUCACCCACAACAACAGCAUCCUGGCCCCUUUCCCCCCAAUGGGCCCAACUCAUCAUCCUUCAGCCAGCCGCCCCCUACUGGCCCACAAGGCCACUACUAUUCGAACCCCUCCAGCCACUCUCCUCCUCACUCUGCUCCUACAGGUCCGAUGAACCCACAUCCUCCGAACUACCGGGGCGGAUACCGAGGGAGCUCCGGUUCUUAUCGCGGCGGUAACCAGUUUGGUUCUGCUCGAGGAGGCCAUCGAGCUCCUGGUUUCAAAUCUGGCCAGUGGAAUCCCCCGACCGGGCCUGCGCAGAGUCCGCACUCCACCCCGUCGAGUGCUGCGACUCAUGAUGCAGCUCCAGGUCCAGACAGCAGGCGGAAUGAGGCAAGCGAUGCCAAUGAGGGCAACUCCCAUCCGCAGCACUCCGAUGAGAUGCAGAUUGACGAGCCAGCGCCAGAAAGCCAACCGGACCCGGCCUCGCAACAACCUGCCCCUCCUACUGGGCCCAGCAAUAAUAAUAGUACGACACCUGGUACGGCCAGAGCUCCGCCCACGGGACCAAGUUCGUCCAAGUUCAGCUUUUCUUUCAAGCUGGCAAGCAAGCAAACCACAACACACCCCAAACCAGAGAUCUCACAAAAGUUCAAUGCCAUGCCCACAGCAAAGCAACCUCCUACUCAACCCCAGAACCAUAAUCAGCAACAACAACAACAGCAAUCACAAAAGUCAAACAAGGACCGUGACCGUGAUUUCCCCAAAGGAGUACCAACAGAACCUGCCUCAUCAAGGGCUGCGAGACGGAACCAAGAACCUCCCCAGAAGCCUAUUGUAAGGACACGCAAAGUUAAGAAGAUUGAGAGGCGCCUCCUUGAGCGGCCAAAGCUUGAUCCAGCAUUUGCGACAUCCAAGUCUGUCUUCUUCAGGAAGCCUGGCAAUGAAUCUGUUGUGGGGUCUGGCACUUAUGGUAAAGUGUUUAAGGGCCUUCAUGUCUACACUAAUACUGCAGUUGCCUUAAAGCGCAUCCGCAUGGAGGGAGAGCAGAAUGGGUUCCCAGUCACAGCAGUGCGCGAGGUCAAGCUUCUCCAGUCGCUGAGGCAUGUCAAUAUUGUCAACCUCAUGGAGGUGAUGGUGGAGAAGAAUGACUGUUUCAUGGUCUUUGAGUAUCUUGCCCACGACUUGACAGGACUCCUGAAUCACCCGACUUUCAAGCUUGACGAUGCCCAGAGAAAACAUCUCUCGAAGCAGCUAUUUGACGGUCUCGACUACCUCCACGGCAGAGGCGUGUUGCACCGUGACAUCAAAGCGGCGAACAUCCUAGUCAGCAAAGAAGGCAUCCUCAAACUCGCAGAUUUCGGCCUCGCCCGCUUCUAUGCAAAGCGCCACCAACUCGACUACACGAACCGCGUCGUCACCAUCUGGUACCGCUCCCCCGAGCUCCUCCUCGGCGAGACCCAAUACGGCCCGGCCUGCGACAUCUGGAGCGCCGCCUGCGUGAUGAUGGAGAUCUUCGUCCGCAACGCCGUGUUCCCAGGAGACGGCACAGAAGCGAACCAGCUCGAGCGCAUCUACGCAGUGCUAGGGACGCCGUCACAGGCCGAGUGGCCCGACAUCGUGGAGAUGGCGUGGUUUGAGCUGCUGAGGCCGCAGUUCAAGGUGAAGAGGACGUUUGAGGAGAAGUUUCGGGGGAGGUUGUCGCCGGCGGCGUUCGAGUUGCUGGAGUCGAUGUUUCGGUAUGAUCCGGCGAAGAGGCCGACUGCGAGUGAGGUUUUGGCGCAUCCGUACUUUACGACGGAGGAUCCCCCGCCUCGGCAAGCAAUUGAGCUCAAAGACAUUGACGGCGAUUGGCACGAGUUCGAGUCCAAGGCCCUCCGGCGCGAAAACGAACGCAAAGAAAAGGAAGCACGCAAGGCAGCCGCCAAGGAAACCUACCUCCGAGAGAAAGAAGGGCGAGAUCGGGAGAGAGACCUCAAACGGACCAUACACGACCAGGGUGACGACCACGCCAGGGAAUCCAAGAGGCAACAUACGGACAGACCGCCAAGCCGGAGCCACGACCCCGCUUAG